This is a messenger RNA of Neocloeon triangulifer, 1329 nucleotides long. RefSeq names its product DNA repair protein Rad60 (gene Rad60). Gene Ontology annotation, biological process: cytokine production; positive regulation of transcription by RNA polymerase II. NCBI's taxonomy places the organism in Eukaryota, Metazoa, Arthropoda, Insecta, Ephemeroptera, Baetidae. Gene Ontology annotation, molecular function: protein binding. The record is from RefSeq and is a predicted model, not a curated record. The transcript has 3 exons. Bases 201 to 1181 code for a protein of 326 amino acids.
GGGUUAAGCAAACGUGCGCGGCAAAAUCACAGCUGACGGAGAAUACGGAGAUAACGCCGUGGAAAAGCGUGACGAUUUCCUUCCGAAUUUUACUUUCUUUUACAUGACCACGUCAAAACUUAGUUUUCUGGAGCCUUUUUUUUCAAAAUUUGAUUCAAGGUUCUUAUUUAACUGAUUUCGACUUUGUUUGAAUAUCCGAAAUGGACGACGACGACGAAUUCACCGGAGCUGGCAGUCGCCUGGCCAAAAUUAGGGCUGCGAUCGACGCAGAGCUCAAAAACAAGCAAACCGAGGAGCUGGACGUUUUUUCCAUUCUCGGAUCGGGGUCAAGGAAGCCUGCUGAGACGGUGGAGAAAAGCGCAGCCAAGAAGCCCAGCCCACCAAAAGUUCAAAAGCUGACUUUGGAAAGUCCAACUGCAGAGGAGGUCGAUGAAGACGGCAACGAAAUAAUACUCUCGAGUACAGAUGAGGAGGAAAAGGAGCAGAUGCUUGAGAUGGUCAGGCGCAAAGUGCGCAAGGAAAACAAGAACAGGGCAAACUACUUUAGGAUGAAAGAAAUGGACGCCUCUUUCGAUGUUGAGCAGCAAAUCUUCUCGUACCUUGAUGAAGUGAACCAGAAAGAGUUCGAUCGGCGCAUGACUGAGGAGAAUGAAGAGGUGGAGACCCUGGAGCAAAACUACGAGAUGACCGUCAAAGUUCGCUGGAACUUUGGCGACGUCUCCCGAUUCAAAAUCCGUCGCCUGCAGACCUUUGAGUCCAUCUUCAACGCAAUUUCUGAGAUGCACAAUUUGUCCAAGGAGAAAAUCGUGCUCGAAUUUGGAGAGGACAGCGUACGAGUCACUGCUGAGGACACACCUGACAGCCUGGGAGUCUCGAUUGCCCACAUUCUCGACGGCUACCCCUUGAAGGAAUCUGUUGGCAUCUCAGCCCAGGAGGAUGAAAACAAAGGCUUGAUCGAAAUCAAGGUGCAGCUGCGAGACAGACGAGUGGAGAAAUUGUCCCUCUUUGUUCGCACGGAUGAAAACUUCUCCAAGCUGUACUGCCAGGUGGCUGAGAAGCUGGAGGUGCCUGUGGAGAAACUGAGACUUUUGUUUGAGGGAGACGUCGUGGAACAAGAACAAACAGCUGGAGAUCUCGACCUCGAGGGCGGAGAGGUCAUGGACUGCAUUAUUCAAAGCUAAGUCCGUCUAGUUUAAUUUGCAAAGACAAUGAAAGUAAGAAUUUUAUUGUAACUCAGAAAAGUGUGAAUUUAUUUUUUACGAUAUUAAGACUAAAAUAAAUAAUUCCAGUAAUAUAUUAUCAAAAAUGCCCACAACAUUUUAUUUUGCU